Molecule: messenger RNA, 2833 nt
Organism: Camelus dromedarius (Arabian camel)
Lineage: Eukaryota; Metazoa; Chordata; Mammalia; Artiodactyla; Camelidae
Gene: FBXO24
Product: F-box protein 24
Exons: 11
Coding region: 711-2474 (587 amino acids)
Molecular function (GO): protein binding
Source: RefSeq, a predicted model, not a curated record
CCACCCUGGGCUUGGCGGGGUGGAGUUUUGGGAAUGCAGUCCCCCGUCCCCUCCCAAUCCCCACCCCUCCAGCUGCCAACCCAAGGUCAGCGGUUGCCUCCUGAGCAGCUGAGGCCUGACUCACCUGUUACAGUGGAGUCCCCUACACCCUACCAUCUACAGACACCAGGGUGGAUAGCGCACGAUUAGACGGUGGGGGAGUGGAAGGACAGUAGGACCGCCUCUAGCUUCCCAGUGCUCCUAGCUAGGAGAUAAGAUUUCCUUCCUUUCAGCAACUGCCUCAGGUCCCUCCCCUUAGGGAAAGCAGAAACUGAAAUGGGAAUUCUAGGGUCUCUAUGAGAUCAUAGUCUCCGAAGUGACCUCACACACGCAAGGAGGAGGAGGAGUCUCAGAUAAAGGGGUCAAGGAUAAUAGGAGGAAGAGCUCACGGAGAAAAGAGCUGGGGGAGGUGGGAGAUCUGCUUCUUUCUCACGGCCUGGCUGGGUGAAGAGAGGAGAGAGCUAGCGACCUUAGGGGGCGGGACUACAAGCAAAGGAAGCAGAAACUUGGGGUUGUCAGGGGCAAAUCCAUGAGAAGCGGGGGCCUGGGUAUCUUGGUGGAACAGGGCAAUGAGUCGGAGACGAAGUGGAGAAAGAGAAAGGAGUCAUUAGAGGGGUUCUUUGGGGCUGCUUUAUGGACCGAUCAGAACUGAGAUUGAAGAGGUCACGCAAAUGAGACAACCAGUUUAUAUCCGCAAGCUACAAACCCCCUGGAGGCUCUGGCCUGCUGAGGUGAAGCGCAGCUGCCCUUCGUGUGGCCCAGAGCCUAGGGGUGAAGAGAAGAAGGGGAGAGGAAACCCUAUUUCUGUGCAGCUGUUUCCCCCAGAGCUGGUGGAGCAUAUCAUCUCAUUCCUCCCGGUCAGAGAUGUAGUGGCUCUCGGCCAGACCUGCCACUACUUCCACAAAGUGUGCGAUGCCGAGGGCGUAUGGAGACGCAUCUGUCACCGGCUCAGUCCUCGCCUUCGAGAGCAGGGAUCUGGGGUCCGGCCCUGGAAGAGAGCUGCCAUUCUUAACUACACAAAGGGCCUGUAUUUCCAGGCAUUUGGGGGCCGCCGCCGCUGUCUCAGCAAGAGCGUAGCCCCCCUGCUAGCCCAUGGCUACCGUCGCUUCCUGCCCACCAAGGACCACGUCUUCAUUCUUGACUAUGCAGGGACCCUCUUCUUCCUCAAAAAUGCCCUGGUCUCCUCCACCCUUGGCCAGAUCCAGUGGAAGCGGGCCUGCCGCUAUGUUGUGUUGUGUCGCGGAGCCAAGGAUUUUGCCUCAGACCCAAGAUGUGACACAGUUUACCGGAAAUACCUCUAUGUGUUGGCCACUCGGGAGCAGCUGGGAGUGACGGGGACAACCGGCAGCCGGGCCUGCGACUGUGUGGAGGUCUACCUGCAGUCCAGUGGGCAGCGGGUCUUCAAGAUGACCUUCCACCACUCCAUGAACUUCAAGCAGAUUGUGCUGGUCGGUCAGGAGACCCAACGGGCUCUGCUGCUCCUCACAGAGGAAGGAAAGAUCUACUCUUUGGUAGUGAAUGAAACCCAGCUGGAUCAGCCACGCUCCUACACAGUUCAGCUGGCCCUGAGGAAGGUGUCCCGUUGCCUCCCUCACCUGCGUGUGGCCUGCAUGGCUUCCAACCAGAGCAGUACUCUCUACAUCACGGACCAGGGGGGAGUGUAUUUUGAGGUGCAUACCCCAGGGGUGUAUCGUGAUCUCUUUGGGACCCUUCAAGCCUUUGACCCCCUGGACCAGCAGAUGCCGCUUGCUCUCUCACUGCCUGCCAAGAUCCUAUUCUGUGCUCUUGGCUACAAUCACCUUGGCCUGGUGGAUGAAUUUGGCCGAAUCUUUAUGCAGGGAAAUAACAGAUAUGGGCAGCUGGGAACAGGGGACAAAAUGGACCGAGGGGAACCCACACAGGUACAUUAUCUGCAACGCCCCAUCGCCCUGUGGUGUGGCCUCAACCACUCCCUGGUGCUAAGCCAGGGCUCGGACUUCAGCAAGGAGCUGUUGGGCUGUGGCUGUGGGGCCGGAGGCCGCCUCCCUGGCUGGCCUAAGGGGAGCGCCUCCUUCGUCAAGCUCCAUGUCAAGGUCCCUCUGUGUGCCUGCUCUCUCUGCUCGACCCGAGAGUGCCUCUACAUGCUGUCCAGCCACGACAUCGAGCACCAUCCCGCCUACAGGGACCUCCCAGCCAGCAGGGUGGUGGGGACCCCCGAGCCCAGCCUGGGGGCCGGAGUGCCUGAGGACCCCGGAGGGGCAGCCCGGGCCUGUGAGGAGUACCUCAGCCAGAUCCACAGUUGCCCCACGUUGCAGGACCGCAUGGAAAAGAUGAAAGAGAUCGUAGGCUGGAUGCCCUUGAUGGCUGCGCAGAAAGAUUUCUUCUGGGAGGCCCUGGACAUGCUGCAGAGGGCUGCUGGAGGGGUUGGCCAAGGCCCCCCAACCCCUGAAAGCUGACCUCCCUCUCCUAGUCUCACCCCUGAAGGGGGAGUCCAGCCCUGGGCCAGGGGCUAAGGAGAGAUGAAGUGGUGGCAGUGAACACUGGGGUGGGGGUGGGGGACCACACGAGGGUGGGGCCUGCUAGACAUGCCAGGGUGGGCAGGGAAAUGUUUUGUAAAAUAUUUGGGGGGCUACCCAGGAGGGGCCCCUGACCUGACUAUCAUGGACAAAAGAUUUGAUGGAUAAAUACAAUAAAAGGCUGAAGCAAGGCCUGGUUUGGAACCCUGGGUCCUGGGAGGAACACAGGGCAGGAGUUGGCGGACCUGAUGCCUCGCUUGGUGGACGAGGGAGGGUAGGAGCGUGACUGGGCAGGCAGA